UAAAAUUAAUUCUUUGACAUCAAGAGCUUGCGUUGGUGUAUUUAUUAUUUAGUAUUCAAUCAAAGUGUGUACUAAAAGAGUACUAUCAUGUAAGUAAUAUUGUAUUGAGUAACAAUAUUUUCAUCAGUGACAUUAAUCUAUUUAAAAACGAAAUAUUGUAACUAAAUAUUAUGACAACACAUACAAAAAAUGAAGAAAUAUCAGAAAAGCCAAAGGACUCUACUUUGGAUAAACCAAAUCUGAAGGGAGAUUGGUUAAAUUUUUAUUUUUUGAUAUUAAUUUAUACUUUUCAAGGAACUACUACAGGUUUGUCCUACGCUUUUCCCAUAAUUCUUCAAAACACGAAACUUGUGACAUAUAAUGAUCAAGCUAUAUUAAGUUUUGUACUAUGGCCUUUCAGCUUUAAACUCUUAUGGGCACCAGUAGUAGACGCACUAUAUUUGCGGUGGAUAGGACGACGGAAAUCAUGGUAUAUUCCUAUUCAAUUACUAAUCGGGAUACUCUUUCUUAUUUUUGCUGAUAACAUUGAUAACUGGUUACCUGUGUCAGGUAAACCAAACCUCAAUAUGAUCGUAUGCGUACUGUUCCUCAUUAAUUUUUUAGCUGCGACUCAGGAUAUAGUAGUUGACAGUUGGGCAUUAAGCUUGUUGAAAAAAAAUAAUGUGAGUUAUUCAUCCACGUGUAAUAGCACAGGUAUAGCAUUUGGUUUGUAUAUUGGUUCCGUCUGUCCAAUUCUUCUUUCAUCUGAAUACUUUUGUAACAAAUACUUAAGAUUCACCCCAGACGAAGGAGGAAUAUUAACCAUUAGAAGUUUUCUAUUAUUUUGGGGCAUAGUGUUCGUGUUUGUUACAAUUUUAAUUAUAUUUAAAAAAGAAAGAAACAGUGAGUUAAAAGAAGACGACGAUCAAAUUAAGAUCGAUAUUAUUCAGAGUUAUAAGAUGUUAUGGAAUAUUUUUAAAAUCAAACACAUGAAGUUAUUGUUAAUGGCUAUUCUGACGUCUAUGAUUGGAUUUUGUACAUCAGAAUCCGUCACAAAUUUGAAACUUAUUGACGCUGGUGUAUCCAAAGAUGACAUUAUGGUAAUAACUACAGCUAUGUUUAUUCUGAAAAUGUGUUUACCAAUUUUUGUAACCAAAUACACAACGGGUCCGAAACCGAUAAGCUUGUAUUUAAAGAUGGUGCCAAUCAGAUUGGCUUGGGGUACUUUUUUCGCUGUGCUGAUUUAUUACACUCCAAAUGUAAUUCAAAACUAUGGACAUUUGCCAGUGUAUUAUUAUUUAGUUAUGGGACUUGUAUUCGCAGUAAACAGGAUAUUGGCCCAAAUUAUGGUAACAUGUAUGAUAGCAUUUUUCUCACGGAUUAGUGAUAUUCGUUUCGGAGGCAUGUACAUGACGUUGCUAAACACUGUUCGUAGCAUAGGAUGGGUAAUACCAAAUACGUCGUUUCUUAAAAUGGUCGACACGUUGACGUUUAAUUCGUGUUCGAAUGAUGUCCAAAAUAGUUGUUCAACGCCAGAUUUAGAAAAUAUAUGCAGUUUAAACGAUGGAAAUUGUGAGACAAUUGUGGAUGGCUAUUAUGUCGAAGUAGUCAUGUGUUUGGUUAUCGGAUUUAUUUGGUAUGCCGUUUACAAGAGACAUCUUAAGUUUUUCGAAUCAAAGGAUCGUUCUCAUUGGUUAUUAGAUUUGAAUCGACCAGGGAAUGUUUAAGUUCCUUUCGUAAAAUAUAUCUGACGAAUAUCUAUAUUAUAUGAUAUAUUAUAAAGGGUGAUUUAUUUUUAAAACCGAACUCUCAUUUUAAUGUUAUAUUUAUAGUUACUUAAAUUACUACUUUUGUUAUAUAACUUAUUUAUUAUUGUAAUCUUUUAAUGCAAAUAUUUGUUUGUUUUAAAUAUUGAUUCGUUAACAUUAAUAUAUUGUACCAUUAUCAACUGAUAAUGAGUGGCCAGUAGUAACACGUGUGCUAAGGCCAAAUCUGAUAACCUGAUCAUUCAUUUUUUUUUCACAAAAUAUUAUACUAAGUUUAAUAUACUACUUAAAUAUAGAUAAUUUAAAAUGAUUUUUGUAUAUAUAUAUUAUAUAUUAUAUAUGGAAUUCACUUACGUAUAA
Aphis gossypii (cotton aphid) is the source of this 2105-nucleotide messenger RNA. Its product is annotated as acetyl-coenzyme A transporter 1-like. Gene Ontology annotation, molecular function: acetyl-CoA transmembrane transporter activity. The record is from RefSeq and is a predicted model, not a curated record. The transcript has 9 exons. The coding region runs from base 171 to 1706 and encodes 511 amino acids. Lineage: Eukaryota; Metazoa; Arthropoda; Insecta; Hemiptera; Aphididae. Gene Ontology annotation, cellular component: membrane.